Molecule: messenger RNA, 1656 nt
Organism: Leucoraja erinaceus (little skate)
Lineage: Eukaryota; Metazoa; Chordata; Chondrichthyes; Rajiformes; Rajidae
Gene: serpind1
Product: serpin peptidase inhibitor, clade D (heparin cofactor), member 1
Exons: 5
Coding region: 136-1650 (504 amino acids)
Biological process (GO): negative regulation of endopeptidase activity
Molecular function (GO): serine-type endopeptidase inhibitor activity
Source: RefSeq, a predicted model, not a curated record
CUUUCACGAAUCAAUGCAGAAUGACAACAGGACAGAUGUUAAAGUGCAAAGUUUGUGAAAAACACAUUGCCUGCUGAUUCAACGGCACAAGACUGCCAUUCCACACUGGUGCCUGCAGGAAUAAACCUCUCCAACAUGCGGCUCUUGCUCCUCACGCUGUGCGUUUUCCUCGUCCCGUUGCCUACGUUUUGCGGCAUUAAGCCAUUGACCGGGCAUUUUGAGCCAGAGCCCAUGGAUAUACUGCUAGAACCGCGGUCCAAUGCGGACGCUGAAGGCCCCCACACCGAGAGCAUCCAGCUACAACUGCACGAGGACAACACGUUGACUCAAGACCUCCCAGACAUGGAGGACGAUGACUACCUGGACUUUAACUCCUUGUUUGCCGAAGACGACGAUGACUACAUCGACGAGAUUGACGAGAUCGAGGAGCCGUGGUCGGACGCACAACUUGAGCCUCUGGACCCGGUGGCCAGGAGAGCCAAAUUGCUGAAGCUGUUCCACGGCAGAACCAGGAUCCAGCGCUUGAACAUGGUCAACGCCAACUUUGCCUUCGGUCUGUACCGGAGCAUACGGAACCAAGUGGGCCCGCUGGAGAACAUACUGUUGGCUCCCGUCGGCAUCUCCACCACGCUGGGCAUGGUCUCUCUCGGCACCAGGCGGGAGACCCACCGCCAGCUGUUCCACGCCCUGGGCUUUGCCGACUUUGUCAACGCCAGCGUCAAGUACGACACCCUGACGGUCCACAACCUCUUCCGCCGGCUGACCCACCGCCUCUUCCGCCACAACUUUGGCUACAUCCUGCGGGGGGUGAACGGCCUGUUCGUGCGGCAGGGAUCCCAGAUCCUCGGCAACUUCAGCCACAGCAUGAAGACCUACUACUUUGCCGAGGUCCAGUCGGUCAACUUCUCCAACCCCGCCCUGGUCGGCAAAAUCAACCAACGCAUCCAGAAGCUGACCCAAGGACUGAUCAAAGAGGCCGUCGACACCCUAGACCCACAAACGCUCAUCAUGAUUCUCAACUGCUUGUACUUGAAAGGUAAUUGGGCGACCAAGUUCCUUAACGAGAGGACGUACAAGGGGGCUUUCUGGCUGAAUGAAAAGGAUUCGGUGAGGGUGCCGAUGAUGCAGACGAGGGGAAACUUCCCGGAGGUUUCCGACCACAAGCUUGAGUGUGACGUUCUCCAGCUGCCUUAUGUGGGGAAUGUCAGCAUGCUGAUCGUGCUGCCCCACAAGUUCUCUGCCAUGAAGACCAUUGAAAAGCAGCUGACAUCAGAGGUGGUGAUCAGCUGGUUAAAGAGCAUGAACAACAGAACGAUAAAAGUGGUGCUCCCCAGAUUCAACCUGGUCAAACAGUAUGACCUGGUCCCGUACUUCAAGACUCUGGGCCUGUCGUUGCCUUUCGAACAAACAGCCAACUUCACCGGAAUAUCAACUCAAGACAAUCUGGUCAUUAACAUGUUCCAACACCAGGGAUCAAUCACGGUCAACGAGGAAGGAACGACCGCAGAAUCUGUGACGACAGUCGGCUUCAUGCCCCUCUCCUCGCAGAAUGAGUUCGCAGCAAGGAGACCCUUCCUCUUCCUCAUAUACGAGCACCGUACAGAAUGCCUGCUCUUCAUGGGCCGAGUGACAAACCCACUGAAAAACUAACCACGC